CGCUAGCAACUAGAUGAUAAAACGUGAACCAAAUGGGGCUUUCUAAAACCCCGAAAGGAAGUUUCGUUGUUUAUCGUCAGUUGCUGGACCCGUGAUAUUUAUUGUCGCUUAAAUUAGAAACACUUUGAUGUCUGCUGACAGGCAGUUUCACUUCCUCUUUCCUCCUCUUUAAGAGGAUCAUCCGGUCUUCUGUCCCCAAAAUGUGCUGACGGCGGGAGUGUUGACAGGACGGCAGAAAAAAUGACAUUUGGAGCCGGGAAGAGACUUUUGGAUGUCGCUGCAGUCACCUGCAUGCUAUUAUUGUUUGUUGGCUCUUUUCACGCCUUCAAAACUCGACAAUUGUUCACCAGACGCGGAGGCUCGUUUCCCUCCUCUGAGAUUCCCGUCAGCUAUGAAACUUUUUAUUUCGACCAGAAGAUUGAUCAUUUUGGUUUCGUAGAAGAUGGCACUUUCAAACAGCGCUACCUUGUGGCCGACAAGCAGUGGCGCUCGCCGGGCGGUCCCAUUUUGUUCUACACGGGCAACGAAGGCGACAUCACCUGGUUCUGCAACAACACUGGCUUCAUGUGGGACGUGGCCGGAGACCUGGGCGCCAUGUUGAUCUUCGCAGAACAUCGAUACUACGGAGAAUCGAUGCCAUUUGGAGCGGACUCUUACAGCGACAGCAAGCACUUGAACUACCUGACCGCAGAGCAGGCCCUGGCGGAUUUUGCCGUACUGAUCCAGAAUGUGAAGCUCGGCAGAGCCGGAGCCCGGCAAAGCCCGGUCGUCGCCGUCGGGGGAUCGUACGGCGGGAUGCUGGCCGCCUGGUUUCGGAUGAAAUAUCCCAACGUUGUCGUCGGUGCCCUGGCCGCCUCCGCACCAAUAUGGCAGUUCACAGGGAUGGCGCCAUGCGGAGACUUCUACGAAGUCGUCACGCGGGACUUUGCCAAAAGCGGACCCAACUGCGACGCGAACAUCCGAGCGUCGUGGAGGGCCAUCGCUAACCUCUCCGCCACUGCGCAGGGUCUUCAGUGGCUGUCCGAGGAGUUCGGCUUGUGCGCGCCACUCAAGAGCGACAAGGACGUGCCGGGCUUCAAGAGUUGGCUCCAGGAGACGUGGGUGAACCUGGCCAUGGUGGACUACCCCUACAAGGCGGACUUCCUGCGGCCGCUUCCUCGCUGGCCCGUCCAGUCGGUGUGCAAGUAUCUGGCAUUGGAUUCGUACGCAACCGACCAGCAGCUCCUUCACGGCGUGUCCCAAGGAGCCAAGGUCUACUACAACUACAGCGGAAGCUCCUCCUGCCUCAACAUCUCCGAGACCGCCACCGGCAGCCUCGGCAUAUUCGGCUGGGACUACCAGGCCUGCACCGAGAUGGUGAUGCCCAUGUGCACCGACGGAGUCCGCGACAUGUUCGAGCCCGCGGAGUGGAACUUCCAGGCCUUCUCGGAUGAGUGCCACGCCACGUUCGGUGUCCGGCCGCGAGCCGACUGGGCCGGUGUGGUUUUCGGCGGGAAGGACAUCGCCUCGCACAGCAACAUCAUCUUCAGUAACGGAGGUCUGGACCCGUGGUCUUCGGGCGGGGUGACUCGCAACGUGUCCGCCUCCCUGGUGUCCAUCAUGAUUCUGGACGGCGCUCAUCACCUGGACCUGCGCCACGCUAACGAUCUGGACCCGCCUUCUGUGCGGCAGGCCCGCAUGCUGGAGCUGAGCUAUUUCCGGAAGUGGAUCAGACAGGCCGCUAAAAUGCACCACAAUUAGGUUUGAUACUGUUUUUGCAUCAAGUGUGUGUGUGAAUGUGUAUAUAUACGCGCACACUUUUUUUUUUUUUUCUACAAAUCAAAUCAAGGAUUUAAGGAAUAAAAAAUCUAUAUAAUUCAGAA
Messenger RNA from Phyllopteryx taeniolatus (common seadragon), 1862 nucleotides. It is a transcript of the gene prcp, whose product is annotated as prolylcarboxypeptidase (angiotensinase C). Gene Ontology annotation, molecular function: dipeptidyl-peptidase activity; serine-type exopeptidase activity. The transcript has 9 exons. Bases 241 to 1740 code for a protein of 499 amino acids. The record is from RefSeq and is a predicted model, not a curated record. NCBI's taxonomy places the organism in Eukaryota, Metazoa, Chordata, Actinopteri, Syngnathiformes, Syngnathidae. Gene Ontology annotation, biological process: negative regulation of systemic arterial blood pressure; regulation of blood vessel endothelial cell migration; proteolysis.